Molecule: messenger RNA, 3567 nt
Organism: Trichosporon asahii var. asahii CBS 2479
Lineage: Eukaryota; Fungi; Basidiomycota; Tremellomycetes; Trichosporonales; Trichosporonaceae
Exons: 6
Coding region: 1-3567 (1188 amino acids)
Biological process (GO): sister chromatid cohesion
Cellular component (GO): cohesin complex; nucleus; chromatin
Molecular function (GO): chromatin binding
Source: RefSeq, a predicted model, not a curated record
AUGUCCCUCGAAGACGAACCACGGCGCGGAACACGCGAACUCAAGGCGCCCCAGCGCUUCGCACCCCCCUUAAAUGUCGGAGAGCGAGAGCGAGCGCCCCCGGAAACAGCGCAAGCCGCGCGCACCCAAGGCGCCCAGGAAGAAGAAGACGGUCGAGGAAGACCACCUGCCCCGGCACGUCCAGCCCGCCGAGGGCUGACUUCAGACGCGGUCAUCACGCCCGACACGGCGCUGCAACCCCUCGUCGAGGACUGGGUGCACAACUACCAGGGCACGGCCGGCGACGAGGACAAGGAGCGCGCGGCCGUUCACGAGCUGAUCCUCUUCAUUGUGCGGGCGUGCGGGCUCAGUGCCGAUGUGGAUGAGAAUGAGGCUAUGGACCAGGACGGUGUUGUUGAUGCGAUUGAGCGCAUCCAGGAUGAGAGCGUCAAGGCGAACCUCUCGACUGUCGUCGCCCACCUCAUUGCCACCCUCUACCUCACCCCCCACCUCUACGAGGAUGCCGACAGCACAAAACACAGCGUGCCGCUGAUGCCGCUGUUGCUCUCGUGGCUUCACUCCAUGACGUCCUCGCCCCUCCGCCCAAUCCGACACACUGCGACAUUUAUCGCACUCAAGAUCAACUCGGCGCUCUGCGAGGCUGCCGCUUCCGUCUCCAAGGAGCUCAGCAUCAAGCAGCGCCAGCGGGAAGCCGAGGCGAAGAAGGCUGGAUCCAACGCUGCCGCCAAGAAGCGUCUCGAAGACGCCGAGCAAAAGGUCGAGGAGACGCAUGAGCGCAAGACGAAACUCGAAGACAUGUUUGUGCACCGUGUGCGCGACGCCGAUCCGGCGAUCCGCACCGACUGCCUCCGCGAGCUCGGCGUCUGGGUCAAGAAGUUCCCGGAAAAGUAUGUCUCGUCGGGAUACCUCAACUACUUUGUCCGUGGCACCAACGACCCCGACGGCCGCGCGCGCCUCGAGACCGUCAAGGCGCUGCAGGGUCUGUACUCGAACGCGAACUCGGCCGGCAGUGCUGGAUCGUUUACGACGCGUCUGGCGCCACGUCUCGUUCAAAUGGCGACGCUGGAUGUCGAGACGCCGGUCCGCACCAACGCCAUCUCCGUCAUCACCCUUAUCGACAAGGCUGGUGCGCUCGAGGAUGACGAGGACAAUCAGCGAGGCAAGGUUGCGCGGCUCAUCUUUGACCAGGAGGCGCGCAUCCGCAACGCGGCCGCUGGAUUCGUCGAGGGCUUGUGGGAGGAGAAGAAGGAGGAGCUGCAGAAGGAGUGGGAGGCGCUCCGGCCAGCGAAGAAGAAGCGCGCGGGCAACCUGAAGGGCGUCGACAUGGAGCGCCGGCUGGAGUGGAAGGCUCUGGCUAGCCUGCUCGUUGAGACGUCUCAGGCUCUCGACGAACCGGAAGAGGAAGCCGGCUCGUCCAAGCAGGCCGCUACCCUCAUUCCUGGCUCCAGCUUCAACUCGACCACUCGUGCUGCGGCCGCUACGGAGGCGCUGUCCAACCACAUGGAGCUGCUCGACGACUGGAACGCCCUCGUCAACUAUCUGCUUCUUGACCACUCCACGGCGGACCAGGACAUGUGGCUGCUGACGGAGAAGGAGGAGGACUUCCUGCUGGAGAUGCUGAUCGCGUGCAUUAAGGAGGAGGAGGACGACGAGGAUGAGCAAAAGACCAAGGCGCUGCUGCAGGUGCUCCCCAAGCUGUUCACCAAGCACCAGGCUGACGUCAAUCGCAUUGUCGGCGUUCUCGCGAUUCCGGAACACAUGAACCUCGCCGUGUACCUCGAAGCGCAGAAGACGGCCGCGUACCAGACACUGUGGGACGACGUCACGAAGCAGUUCCUGCAGCACACCGACCCUGCCGUCCUUACUGCCGCCAUGCAGGCGAUCAACACGCUGAACGCGAACGAGUCGAUGGCAACCAUCAACGCGCAGAAGCUGGGCGAGCUCGAGGAGGCUCUGUUCACGUCGCUCCGCGACGUCAUCAAUGGCGAGGACGUGCCGUCCAUGUCGAUCGACGAGGACCAGGUCACUGCCAUCGAGGCGAUCCUACUCCGCAUCAGCCUGCUGGCACGCAGCCGCGAUAUCUCCACCGCCAUGGAGGACGAGGAGGGUGGUCAGAGUGCGGGCUGGACGAUUGUGUCUGCAUUUGCUGGGCGCGGAAGUCUUGGUUACAAGGAGGAGGCAAAGCUUGUGGAGCAGGCUCUGCAGAUCGUGUUCCUCCACCUGACGUGGCUUUUCAAGCGGUUCACCGAGUCCGACCUGGACGACCAGGACAAGGUCCGCCUCCUCCGGACACGCCGUAACGAGGCGGUCGAACUGUUCGAGAGCUUUGCGGUCGCUGCGCGCGCCAACCCGGCCGACGCGGUGCGGCGGCAGGCCUUCAUCGCGUUGAUCAACCUCUUUGUCGUGUUCCAGAAGCGCAACGAGACGUUUGCGCCCGCCGCCAAGGUGUGUGCUCUCGAGAUGGCACUGGACAAGCAGAGCCGACUCGGAGGCGCGUUCCAGGCCGCCGUGGAGCGGUAUGCGACCGACAUUCAGGACGACGACAGCGACGAUGGCGACGAGCCGUCGCUUGAAGAGGCGCAGCGCGAGUUCCAGUUCCUGCAACUCGUUUCUGCGUUCGUCGCCGCGGUGCGGUGCGGCGUCCUCGACGUCGAGCAGGCAAAGGAGCCGCUCAUGCACUAUGGACGCUUUGGAUCCACCUACGACACGGUGGUCAAGAAGCUCGUCGACGUGCUUCGUGACGAGGGCAUCUACAACAAUGAGGCUACGACUGUACAGCACGUCAUCAGCGCGGCCCUUCAGAAUGACGACGAGGACGACCCGGACGCGACAAAUGCGCUUGCACGGACAGCGGCGCAGUCGUUUGUCGUGCACGGCACGCACUUUACGAUCCUGCGCCAGAUUCGGUCCGACGAGGUGUCCGACCUGCACGUUGCCAACAUUGACUGGAUUUUCAAAAAGUUUGCCGCGCUGGUGAAACAGCAGUCUCAGGCUAAGGACCAGGAUGGCAAGCGACGCGCGGCGGCGAAGCGCCAUCAACUGAUGUCGUACUUCAAGCCGCUGUCGCACCUUGUGGGACCUAUCAGUGGAAGCGAUGCGCUGAAGAUCCGUGCGCACCUCGAGGAGGCUGUGGAGAAGUGCGGGUCACCCGAUGUCGCCCGAAGCACGGCUGCGUACCGCAACUAUGAGAAGCGCCUCGUUGGUGCUGCCAGCAAGGACACGGCGCUCAAGAUCCGCAAGGAGACGCGCAAGAGCGCUGCCGUCAUCGAGGACAGUGACGAGGGCGACGACAUUACGCCGACAGCGACCCCCGCUCCGCCCGCUGCAUCGACGCCGGCGCCGAUAUCGAACGGAAUCGAGGCGAACGGGGACACGAUGGACGAGGAUGACGUCGCGACGCCGACAAAGUCGAAUGGCAAGCGGGCGCACCCUGACUCGGAGUCGUUACCCGACAUUGACCUGGACAUGAGUGCGCAGAUCGACAUUGAGUUUGACGCCAUGCCGGAAGGAGAGGGCGAGGGUGAGGGAGGCGAGGGUGAGCCUAAUGCGAAGCGCAGGAAGGUUUAG